Electrophorus electricus (electric eel) is the source of this 1072-nucleotide messenger RNA. RefSeq lists its product as uncharacterized. The record is from RefSeq and is a predicted model, not a curated record. NCBI's taxonomy places the organism in Eukaryota, Metazoa, Chordata, Actinopteri, Gymnotiformes, Gymnotidae.
CAAACAGUCCCUGGAUACAGCUGGAGUCGAGAGGGAACCCCCACCGUCCCCCACCCCAGAGAUGAAUCAGGUGCUCUUGAUCGCCUGGGUAACUGUGUCUCCAUGGGAGUCACAAUCAUCUCAUCACCUUGCCAGUGCCGAGUCAGGUUGAUCUGAAGUCAGUCAGGACGAUGCCAGAGAGUGUAGAGUGUCAAGUCUCAAAGACAGAGGUGAAUACAGAGCUGAAGUUACAGUGGUACUUUUCCAUGCCUGCGAGGAACUGUUGCACACUAAACAGUACGCAUGACUGAACAGAACACAGAAAAACACCGUGUCGAGGCAGGAAGGACAUCUGUCUUGGGUGACUCACAUACUAACUACCAGCAGUACCUGCACAGCUUGUUUGGGGAAUCUGCUGCUGAGUAUUUUAUCAGCCCCUCCUCACCACCCAAGACCCCUCCCAUCUGGUACACGGAAAUGAAGAACAACAUGAGAGAUCACGUGAGUGCAGAGGCAUUCUGGGAUGCACUCAGAGAGCGCUCUACUCGGAUACUCAGGGAAAUGGAGACAAGGCCCUCUGAGCAGGCUGACAGAAUUACAGCUGACUGGAGGAAGCUGAUGAGACAGGAUCACCUGCAGCACUUAUCAGUUGUGAGGUUUAUGUUCCACUCUGCCCUGCGAAAUCAGGCCUUCUCUGCUCUCCUCCUAAAUCAGAGGCCUCCAUCUUUUCUCUUUGACCUGGAUAUGACUGAGGGAUCCAGUCGAUACACAGCAGUGAGGAACAAACAACUAACAGAAUAACAGCAGCAGUGUUGGCAUACCGCUGCAAUCUAUUCAACUAACAUGUUAAUGACAUGCUGGAAGCUAAGUCCAGGGAAAAUUGUAAAUUGAGAAUAGCAAAGAAAGUAACAUACUAAAACGGCAUGAAUCUUGAUACAGUGUUCCAUUUUCAUCUUUUAACGUAGUAAUUUUUAGAAAAUGCACCAUCCAGGAUCAUUUUUGAGUUCUGUACCUUGCCUUGGAACCUGUUUGUCACUGAGUGGCCAAAAACGUUACAUCCAUAAACCCAAGUGGUGAACCCGUUAAAAAUGAA